AUGGAAGGUCAUAAGUACAAUUAUCCAAGGGAAUUUUAUGACCAAUAUGCUCAAAGCCAAGAUAAAUCUGUGGUCAAUAAAAUGCAACAGAAAUACUGGAAAACAAAACAAACCCUUAUAAAAGUUACAGGAAAAAAGGAAGAUGAACAUGUUGUGGCUUCAGAUGCAGAUCUGGAUGCAAAACUAGAGCUGUUCCAUUCUAUUCAGAGAACGUGUAUGGAGUUGCUGAAAGCAAUUGAACUGUAUCAAAAAAGGAUUUGUUUUCUGUCUCAGGAAGAAAAUGAAUUGGGGAAAUUUCUUCGAUCACAGGGUUCUCAGGAUAAAACAAGAGCAGGAAAAAUGAUGCAAGCCACAGGAAAGGCCCUCUGCUUUUCUUCUCAGCAAAGAUUAGCACUGCGUACGCCUUUGAGUAGAUUAUAUCAGGAGGUGGAGACUUUCAGAUACAGAGCCAUCUCAGACACAUGGCUGACAGUAAACCGAAUGGAACAGUAUCGGACUGAAUACAGAGGAGCUCUGCUUUGGAUGAAAGAUGUGUCUCAGGAACUGGAUCCAGAUCUUUAUAAGCAGAUGGAAAAGUUCAGGAAGGUUCAAGCUCAAGUGCGACAUGCAAAACUCAACUUUGACAAACUGAAGACUGAUGUCUGUCAAAAAGUGGAUCUUUUGGGAGCAAGCAGAUGCAACCUCCUUUCUCAUGUGUUAACAACGUAUCAGACAACACUUCUUCAUUUUUGGGAAAAAACUUCGCACACGAUGGCAGCCAUCCAUGAAAGUUUCAAAGGUUAUCAGCCAUAUGAAUUCAGUAUGUUAAAGAGCUUACAAGAUCCUGUGAAUAAACUAACAGAAAAAGCAGAAAGGGAGGACCCGCAGAUUGAGAGCACCAAAGCAGUACAAGAUCAGCAGAGUCAUCUGAUCACACUAGCUAAUAGUAAGCUUAAUACAAGAAUUCCUGAAUGCUGUAAUGUGUAUGUGAAAACUAAUAAACUUUAUGGUGAAAUUAAGAGCUUUAAGGAGACCCAUUAA
This is a messenger RNA of Fulmarus glacialis (Northern fulmar), 1020 nucleotides long. RefSeq names its product islet cell autoantigen 1-like. Gene Ontology annotation, biological process: regulation of transport. NCBI's taxonomy places the organism in Eukaryota, Metazoa, Chordata, Aves, Procellariiformes, Procellariidae. Gene Ontology annotation, cellular component: Golgi apparatus. Gene Ontology annotation, molecular function: protein domain specific binding. The record is from RefSeq and is a predicted model, not a curated record. The transcript is spliced from 9 exons. The coding region runs from base 1 to 1020 and encodes 339 amino acids.